Mugil cephalus (flathead mullet) is the source of this 1624-nucleotide messenger RNA. RefSeq names its product tubulin folding cofactor C (gene tbcc). Gene Ontology annotation, cellular component: cytoplasm. The transcript has a single exon. Gene Ontology annotation, biological process: post-chaperonin tubulin folding pathway; tubulin complex assembly. Bases 67 to 1107 code for a protein of 346 amino acids. Gene Ontology annotation, molecular function: tubulin binding. NCBI's taxonomy places the organism in Eukaryota, Metazoa, Chordata, Actinopteri, Mugiliformes, Mugilidae. The record is from RefSeq and is a predicted model, not a curated record.
UUUGUGAAACUCACGAAGAAGAAGGAAUCCCAUUGUCACUUCCGCAACAACCGGCCGAGCAUCAACAUGGACGCAAUGACUGAAGUUACGCCUGACUCUGGGUUUGCCGGCGAAAAUGGUGCUGCCAAGGUACAAGAGCGACUUCAGAAACGGCACCAGGCGAGGACAGAAGACGCCGAGCGGAGGAAAGAAGCUAAAGAGAGUCAGUCUGUGGCCGAGGAAAAGGGCGAAUAUUUCUCCAGCACUUUUAACAAGGAGCGGGCGUAUAUCGAGGAGCUGUUGUCCAGCUGCUCCGGAGCUGACCAGGCUGUGGUGACCGAGAAGCUGGAGGAGGUGACUGCCAAAACAGUGCAGCUCCAAAAGUUUCUGAAUGACAGCAUGUUGUUUCUAACACAGUACGACCUAAGACAAGCCCAGGCUGCUCUCCAGAAAAUCCAGACUUCCCUUGCUGAGGCCAGAGAGGAGGCCCUGCCCAAGAAGAAGUUUGCCUUUCGAUCUCGCACUAAAGCAGCAGCUAAAGUCCCUGCACAAGCAGCAGCAGCAGCCACACCUGCACCAGAUGUUGUAGAUUCAGGUAGCACCAAGGCGGAGGGAGCCGCGUUCUCUGAGCAGUGCGGCAUCUCCAACGUGAGCAACGAGUUUCUGACCAGGACAGCAGAGGAGAUCCAAAAACGGGACGUGCUGCUGACCCACCUGACCAACUGCAAGGUCCGUCUGUUCGGAUCCCCCACCACCCUGCACCUGAAACACAUCGACAGCUGUGAGAUCCUGUGCGGGCCCGUUACCACUUCAGUGUUUGUAGAUCAUUGCACAAACAGCACGCUGGCCCUCCCCUGUCAGCAGCUGCGGACCCACCACACCACAAACACACAGGUGUAUCUGCACGUCACCAGCAGAGCCAUCAUAGAGGACUGCAACGGAGUGGGCUUCGCCCCUUUCUCCUGGUCUUACCCCACCAUGGAGGAGGACUUUGUUCUGUCUGGACUAGACCGGGACAGAAACAACUGGAGUCAGGUGGAUGACUUUAACUGGCUUGCUGCAGGAAUCCCCUCCCCGAACUGGAGUGUCAUCCCUGAAGCAGAGAGAAAAACUCAGUGGGACCCCUAGAAUUUAACUCUUAAGUCCUUUACUUGUCAAGGAAAGUGUCACAUAAGCUGCUUUCAGUUCCACAUAUUUAAAGUUCAUGUGAGAUUAGUUAAAGGGAUUCUUUUAAGAGCUCUCAUUCUCAUUCUAAUCAUGGUGUGUUGUCAUUGUUCUCCUUGAAAAAAGUUUGCGUGCCAAGGAUGAAGCUGCACUUACAUAUUUAAAUAAAUAUUUGCUUCAAACAAGAAAUGAGAGUAAUAUAGAGAUGAGUGGAUAGUGUUGUGUUUUUUUUCUGAUGUAAAAUGAUCAAUUCAGUACAUUCCUUGGUCUUAAUUCUAUUUUUAAUAAAUUGUUGGAUACCGUGAGUAAAAGUUAACACCAGUUUUAAUUUUCUAAAGUCCCUCGUGACCUUUUCUGAGCACUUGUUUUGUUGGAUCAACUAGAUCGAAUCCAAAGACAUAGAUUCCACCAUAGUUGCAGUAAGAGGAAGAGUUCCCCUGUUUAAAUAUACACUAGUUCUGUAAAAUAAAAUCAAUUAAAA